AUGUCUACAACGGAAAAGGUCAAGAUAAAGCUGGAGCACUUUGGGGGCGAUCCUUUCGCCGGACUUUUCCCGCAGAUUGGGAAGGUGUUGGCUCACAGUAUUCCAAUAUCCAACGUCGAAUUCGUUUACUCUGAGGGACAUACUGAACUGCGACAUACCGCAGGGUUGCGGUUGGAAGCUGAUAUUGAGUUUAGAGGUGCUCUUGAACCAGUGGCAGAUCUGCUUGGUGUUCUCUUCAGUGUCUCCGGCAACACUCCCCCGGUUGCGCUCCAUGUUUCUGCCCACCUAUCCCAUACAAGAGACUGGACUACCCCUCCGAGCUUUUCUUCCCUCAUCCUGCAAGGCUCCUUUGAAAAGAUGUCUUUCAUGGUGGGAGACCUUCUGAAAAUCCAAACUGUUGGAGUCGAGAUCGCAUUCAUCAAUGUUGCUGAUUUAACAGGCACAGGGAGCACUUGGUCCCGGGGUUAUGGCAUUUUUGGGGAGCUUGAGAUUCACCAGAUUCCCGGCACGGCCGCUCCGCUUCGAGUCGCUUACAAGAUGACCAAAUUUACCCAUAGCUACCAGAUGGUUAUGCAGUUUACUUCAACUGAAUGGGAAGAUGUUUUCGGCAUACAAGGCUUAAAUCGUCUCAUUGAAGGCACGAUCAUGGGUAGGCUCUGCGUUGCUAACAUGGGGGCAAAGAUCACAGACGUGAAUUUCUAUACCUUCUUCGCUAGUAUAUCUAUCAAAGACUCCUUGGUCCUUGCUAUAUCUGCGUCAAUGAAGUUUGGCGAUGCGCAUCUGGUGCUUACUGGUCACUUUUCAAAAGCGGAGACAUAUCUGGAAGCGAGUGUUGGCAAUCUAUCCUGGUCCACGAUUUUAGCAUUUUACAGCCAGUUGACAGGAACAUCGAUCGACAACCAGCUGGAGAGUCAUGACAUUAGUUUCGAAGACAUGCACAUCAUACUGUCCACCAAGGGUGUGGUGAUCGAGGGAAAGGUUCGUUUCAAUGGCCAUACCAGCUUGGAGGGCUCCCUGGAGCUUGGCAAAGACGGCAUUUCAAUCGGGGGCGGCGUGGCCGAUUUUCUCAUCGAUGACGCUGGAAUCGAGAUUAAACAGGCCAGGAUCGAUGUAUUUGUAGCAUCAGCAGAAAGCACAUGCGUGUCUAGGUUUUCCAUUCAUGGAAAGGUUUCCUUUAGUGGGAUCACUGUCACGGCUGCCUUCAUGAUAGAGGGCAAAGAGACUAAGUCCGAGUUAAAUCAGACAUCGGAACGGCAAUGGUCCCUGUUUGGUCGAUAUGAAGGCAACCUGCGCCUGAGAGACAUGUGCCCUGGCCCAAUAGAAGGGGGAAUAGGCGAUCUCGAACUCAGAAACAUUACUCUAAUUGCCGCAUCUGGAGAAAUGGCUGAUAUUGAAAAGCUGAAUACGCUCAAGUACCCGGUUAAGAAGGGAAUAUCGCUUUGUGCCACAAUUUCACCAAUGGAAGAAUUGAAUGGCUUUGCCCAGCGGGAUAUCGAUGGUUUGAUUCUCAUCGCGACCAUAGAGGACACGCUAGCAGUGCAGGUUCAGCUCCCUACGGCAUUUGAUGUCGAAAUCACCAAAACUGCCAAACUGACUGAUAUCAGUGUUGGCAUUGAGAUUAGCGAAAACCCCAGCUUGAUGGUUACCUCUGUUCUGAACAUCCUCAUGGAACCAGGAAAGGAUCCACUUAGACUGGAGGGUAGAAUCAAAGCUGGCCUGCGGGAUGCAUCGGCCUUAGUUGUUACAAAGUCGCCAUGGGUGAACCCCUUUAACAUCAGCAAGGAGGUGACAGUUGUCGAUUUCAAAGUCCUCCUCGGGGUAACCUAUGCAACCCUGGAAGUAUUUGGUCCAUCCCAAAUGGCCCUUGCGGGGACCCUUCGAGUUGGAGAAUUGACUGCAAGCGCAGGCAUGUCUAUCAGUCAGUACCCGGAUCAGCAAUUGCUCAAGGCAGAUAUUUCGAAGGUCGAUCUUAUUCAGAUAAUCCGCGUUGCCGGGCAUGUAGCCAACAUUGAGGUUUUGAAAAACAUAAGUGGGGGUGAGGAUACGUUUGUCUUCACCAAAGCGUAUGUGUAUGUCUCUACCGGAGCGUCCAUUGGGGGAAGAGAGUAUCGUCGAGGAAUUUCAGCUGGCGGAGGUCUAACAGCCUUUGGCAAAACUGCCAGGUUUGACCUUCGCAUUGGUGCGGGUGGUCUAGACUUCCAGGGGUACAUUGAAAACUUCAGUCUUGGACCUCUGGCUGUGUCUUCCGCGAGCGGAGAACCACAGGCAAGCAUGGUUAUGCGCAUGACCAGGGAUGAACAGGUGAUAAAGGUUGACGGAAUGAUAACGUGCUUUGGCAUUGGAUUGGCGGCGCUUGUGGACAUCCAGAUGGGCACCGACACCCCGUCCUUCACGGCGUAUCUGGCAGUGCAGUUCACAGACGCAUUCAAGAUCAGUAUUACGGCAACUGUGGCGGACUUCCGGGAUAUCAAAGACCUGGCACUCAAAGACCUUUACUUCGAGGGCAGGAUUGAGGGAGAUCUCUUUGAAGUGGUUUGCCAAAGUAUCAAGGGGAUGCUCCAGUCAAUCGAGGAAUUAGGCACUCAGGGUCUUGAGUCUCUUCAACACUUGAUUGGAGAAAAAAUCGCGGAGAGACAACGUGAGAUGGACCAACUUGCCCAGAAAGUUACAGAGACGCGUGAGAAGGUUGCAAGCGAACGCCAAAGGCGUCAGGCUGCCAUGCAACGCGAGAAGGGGAAACGAGAAGAGGCAAAGGAGAAAAUAAAACGGCUACAGGACAACUUGGCUAACAAGAUAGCUGACCGCAACCGUGUUGAGAAGGAGCUGAAAGAUAAUGUUGAGAAGGCCAAGCUGAAAAGGGCUGCUCUUAUUCAACGCAAGAGACGGGAGUAUGAUGAAAAGUUGAAGCAAGCUAAACAACAAGAGGCCGACAGUUGCAGAAGGCUGGAGGAAUUGAAGUAUCGACAACGAACGAAAUAUGGGACUGAUUUUCUCAAAAAGGUGGAUCUUGCCAAGGGAGCUUUGUGUGAGAAACAAGCCGCCGAACGGGCCUCUUGGAAUGCCGUUGUAUGGGUUUAUUGGCAAAAAGAAUAUGCCAGUGUCAUGACUGUGGCAUAUUGGGUAUGCUAUGAACUUUCACUCGAAGUAGCAAAGGCAGCACACGAAGUUGUCAAGGCAGCAACUGCUGUCUAUCAGGAAGCUGCGAGCAGCUUGGAGGCCACCGCCAACUCCGUCGCAUUUCAAACCUUGGUGGCGGGUAUAGAAGAAGCAGAGAAGGGUGUAGAAAGAGCAGUAAAUGGAAUUGACAAGCUUACCUCGGGAGAUGGUUUCGACGGGUUUGUCAGAGCUUUUAUCGACACGGAGGAAAGCAGAAUUGAUGCAGCAAUAAGAGAGCUGGAUGCAAUGCAGAACGAAAACAGCGAACUGCAAAAGGCAGUCCAGGAGGCUCAGGAAAUACUGGGCCGAGACAGACCGGAACUCGAAAGGGAGAUUGCAGAGGCUGAUGAGGCUAUAGAGCGCCUCCAGGAAGACGCAGAGCUCGCGAAGCUCCAACGGGACUACGACAAUCAGCUCAAAAUCCACGAUGAGGUGCAUAAUGUUAUUCAGGGAAUGCAGGCCGGUCUAGAGACCCUCAAAGAAAAUUGGCAAGACGGUAUGCAUGAGCUUGAGAACGUGGUGGAUAGUAUCCAGAAGGCCGUUGCAUCCAUGAUUCACAUCGAGAGAAUUGAGGUGGCCGCUCACACCCAUGCUCUGGCCAACAACGAACCCCUAAAGUUCGUGUUCAUUGGGGAUUUGGGCGGCGGGCGGUUUAAGAUUCAUGCUGAGUGGUCACCAGGUAAUUCGCUUCAAGCGUUAUAUAAGGAAGUAACCGAGGGUAUUCUCGAAUUUGCAGGGGAUAGAGAUAUAAUAUAA
This is a messenger RNA of Microsporum canis CBS 113480, 3912 nucleotides long. RefSeq lists its product as hypothetical. The coding region runs from base 1 to 3912 and encodes 1303 amino acids. NCBI's taxonomy places the organism in Eukaryota, Fungi, Ascomycota, Eurotiomycetes, Onygenales, Arthrodermataceae. The transcript has 9 exons. The record is from RefSeq and is a predicted model, not a curated record.